Molecule: messenger RNA, 2079 nt
Organism: Hypoxylon fragiforme
Lineage: Eukaryota; Fungi; Ascomycota; Sordariomycetes; Xylariales; Hypoxylaceae
Exons: 1
Coding region: 120-1700 (526 amino acids)
Molecular function (GO): ATP binding; metal ion binding
Source: RefSeq, a predicted model, not a curated record
GUAACAUUUUAGGGAUAUUGAUCAAGUAACCUACCCCCUACCCACUACCUUCUACUCAUGAUUCCGGGCCCUGGGAGCUAGUUACAUCAUCAUCGGGCUACCCAUCAACACACACUGACAUGGCAAUAUCACUGCCCAACCCAGACUCCCUCAAAAUCUUCAGCCUAGUACUUCUCAGCCUCCUCCUCCUCCCAUUUUCCCUCUCAGCCCUAUUCCUCUCUCUCAUCGCAGGCAGAAACCCCCCUUUCCACAAAUCAUGCACCUCCUCUCCGCAACGACGACGACGAACAAUCCUCGUCACCGGCCUAGGAAUGGCCAAGGGCCUCACCCUAGCCCGCUCCUUCUACCUCGCCGGCCACCGCGUCAUCGGCGCCGACUUCGAGCACCCUCGCAUUCCCUGCUCGGGCCGGUUCUCACGAAGUCUAGCGGCGUUCUAUCGACUCCCGCGCGUAGACGGCGAUGACAAUGAUGAUAGCGAAAGCACGAAAACGAACACCAACACCAACACGAACAAAGUUUACAGCCGUGCCCUGCGCGACAUCAUCGAGGCCGAGAACGUCGACCUCUGGGUGUCCUGCUCCGGCGUCGCCAGCGCCGUGGAAGACGCGCAGGCGAAAGAGUUCGUGGAGUCACACACAUCGUGCAAAUGCAUCCAGUUCGACGUUGCGACGACCGCAAAGCUGCACAACAAACGCUCCUUCGCCACCGCGUGCAAGAAACUCGGGCUCUCGGUGCCGGAGACGCACGAAGUGACGUCCAAACGCGACGUCCACCGCAUUCUCGCGGCGUGCGCGAAGUCCGAGUCGCCGCUGCGGUUCAUCCUCAAGCCGGUGGGCGUCGACGAUGCGCAUCGCGCGGACAUGACGCUCUUGCCCCUCGCUACGAAGGUAGAGACCGAGAGGCAUGUGUACGGGCUGCCUAUCUCGGAGACGAGUCCGUGGAUCCUGCAGGAAUAUAUACCGGGCGGCGAGGAGUACUGCACCCAUGCGCUCGUGGUGCGCGGCGAGGUGAAGUGCUUUGUAGUGUGUCCGAGCGCUGACAUGCUGAUGCACUACACGCCGGUAUCGCCCGCCUCGCCCCUCUGGCGCGCGAUGCUAGAUUUCACGGCUGAGUUUGUGCGGCGCUCGGCCAGGCCGGAGGAUAUGACUGGCCAUCUUAGCUUUGACUUUAUGGCGAGCGAGGGGAUGGGUGGGGAUGAGGGGAGGAGGAAGAAGAAGAAGAAGAAGGAAAAGAGGGUUUUUGCGAUCGAGUGUAAUCCGCGUGCGCAUACGGCGGCGGUGCUGUUCGAUCAUCGCGGCGAGGAGGCGGAGGCGAUGGUGCGGGCUUAUCUCUCUGCGGUUGAGGGGACCCAGAAAGGGGAGAAAACGAAGUCACUCGCCAGUGCAGAAGAUUCAUUAGUCGUGCCGUCUAAUAGUACACGAUCGAGAUACUGGAUUGGCCACGAUGUAGUAUCACUUCUCUUGUACCCCGGAUUACGAUGGGGUAUGGGGUUUACUGGUUUUCGAUGCGUUUUAGCAGCUGUGCUUGAUUUAGUGUCCCAUGUUCUUCUGUGGAAAGACGGCACAUUUGAGAUAUGGGAUCCGCUCCCGGCUGUAUUAUUGUACCAUGUCUAUUGGCCUCUAGUGAUGAUCGAGGCUUGGUGGUAUGGCAGGCGCUGGAGUAGGAUUAACGUUAGUACAACUAAAGUUUUUGGGUGCUAGUCGUAAUAGGUAUUAUAGACGAAAUAUAAGUAAAUAUUAGAGAAAGAUUCCGGAAUGUAUGACCGUCUAUUUAGAUCGCUGUGUUCCAAUGUGAUAUGCAUAUAAUCCCACAUGGAUUAGCAUGUUUACUCUCGCUGAAAGGGGCCUCAAGUUACCUAGAGAUACUCGGAUAAACAAGGAAAUCCAUCAAGUUUACAUGUGAUAAUAAUAUGUUUUAUCAGGCCAGAAGAAAGUUUACAUAUGUGCCUAUCUAGGUCGAUGACCUCAUGAACCUGACGACUGUCGAGGGCUUCUGUGUUGACCGUUAAUGCUUCACAUCCGCGGUACUUACAUUUCCGCGACACUGCUUUCAUGUAUCUAUGGCGGAUCACAGAGUAAA